Messenger RNA from Bemisia tabaci, 972 nucleotides. RefSeq lists its product as uncharacterized. Lineage: Eukaryota; Metazoa; Arthropoda; Insecta; Hemiptera; Aleyrodidae. The record is from RefSeq and is a predicted model, not a curated record.
CAGUCGAUCGGCUUCGAAUCAGUGUUUCCGAGAAAUGAGACUCCACAUCAAAGUGUUCGUCCUUCUUUGUUUGAUCUGUUUAGCGAGUGCGAGUGGUAGUGAGUCACCCAAAUCUAAAGGGAAAUACCGCAUCAAACUGCCGCCCUGGAUGAAAAACAUGGCAGAGAUGAGAUGGCCGUGGAAGAAACGGCCCAAGGACAACCGCGAGUUUGUGAAAGGUAGAGGGCAAGAUCUCGAAAUGACGGCUGGCGACACAAUCGUCUCGGCGAUGAUCCCCAAUAGAAGAAUCCUGUGCGUCCCUUACCGUUGGAUGUACGCCAUUGACCACGCGCACGUCAUCGCCUUUUGGCCAGGCCUCGGCACACUGACCAACGUCGCAAAAAAAGGCAAAACCAACGCCCACCUCGUCAACAUCAAAAGCGAGAUGACGGGAGAUAAACUCAUGAACAGGGGCAGGAAGAGAAAACAUAUCGGCAUUGUGGGCAGUUUGGUAGCCGCGCUCAUGAUUGAAUCGAAACACGACCUACCGUUCCAUGCGUUCAGGUGCGCGGGGAAGCACUACGUGGAGUACCUCUCGCGAGGCAAAGCGCAGGGCAGCCCUCUCAGCUACAUGCACAAUAAAAUGAUGGCCGAGUGCCCUCUCCGAGCUCCGUUGACGAAGGACAUGGCUAGAACAAUAUUCCAUUCCGGCAAAUUCACCCUCCAUGGUAAAGGAGACAAGCACGUCAUCCAUCUAGCUUUGCCCGGAGUUGAGAAGCUGUCCGAAGGACAUAGUGCCAGAGACCUCUGGCCUCAGUACAUUAGAGACAUGAAAUUAUUCCAGUAGAUGCAGAGAAGUACUGCCGUCCACAGGAAAAAAGCCGUAACUCCGAUCAAAACUUUGCAUUUUUCUCUCACAUAUCGACAGUGAAACUGGCAGACCACGUGUCUUGUUUGCGGUGUUAAAAAAUCUCCGCUCACACACUGGAAAAA